AAGGAUAAUUAAUUUAGACAAGGGUGAAGCAGAAUAUAAAAUAUGAAAUGUUGGGUAACACCAAUUACUGGUUACAAUAUAGAGCCCAGAUAUCGCGUCAAGUGCGUUGUAGUGGAAAGCGAGCGUAUUUUUAAAGAUAUUACUAUUGCGCCGAGGAACUCUGCUGACUUAUUACCCAUAUAUAAGAAUAAGCGUCAAAAUCUUAUUCGUCAUUAUAUGGAAGGUCCGAAUUUUUAUGAGUUAAAUCGACUAGUUAAUUUCGACACGAAAUGUCGAAGCAUCACGACAAUGCGACCAAAUCGGAAUAGUAAUAUGGAUAUCAAUAUGCUAAUAAGGACUAAAUUAUCAAAAUAUUUCUUAAUAGAAAAAAAUCAUGACGAAGAUAAUUCCUUUCUGAAAACUUUGGAAUGUUCCAAGAUAUAUCGACACCCAGAAAUAAUAAUGAAGCAGGAGAUUGUGGUGUUAUCUUUAAUAAACCAACUAUUAAUAGAUAUUUACGGAUAUUCAAAUAACAGCAAGAAUAGAUUUAAAAAUAAAUCUAUUAAUUCUUUGAGAUUGCGCCAAUAUAGCAGACCAUAUUUACAGAGAAGUCAAUUGGAAUUAAAAUGUACAAGUGAGCUUCAAACUAUAGUAAAAUCAAUAAGUGAGCAUAUAAAUCAUAUCAACGGAUUUUUGAUUCAUCAGCUACUUCGUAGAGAAUAUUUACAAACAAAGCGCAAGGGAUUUUAUAAUGUUGUUACUGCGUACUUACUGGCCCAUAGCAACAAAGAAAGUAAGCACAAACAAAUCAAUUACAUAAAAAACAUUUUCAAAAUAUAAUUUGAGUAUGUAAUUUAA
Messenger RNA from Ceratosolen solmsi marchali, 837 nucleotides. RefSeq lists its product as uncharacterized. The coding region runs from base 43 to 819 and encodes 258 amino acids. The transcript has 3 exons. Lineage: Eukaryota; Metazoa; Arthropoda; Insecta; Hymenoptera; Agaonidae. The record is from RefSeq and is a predicted model, not a curated record.